Messenger RNA from Rubroshorea leprosula, 999 nucleotides. NCBI's taxonomy places the organism in Eukaryota, Viridiplantae, Streptophyta, Magnoliopsida, Malvales, Dipterocarpaceae. The record is from the annotation of a GenBank genome assembly.
UGUGGCAACAUGACAAGCAGACAUCCCAAGAUCACUAGCAAGGAAAUGACCCCUCUAACUGGGACUAACAUGUUGCUAAACCAGUAGAUUGUCCAGUGUAGUUCUACAACCAAACUUCACAAAGUCUACUACUCCCAAAUAUGUGAUAGCAUGGAAUAGCAUGGGCACUUCCAUUAUUUACAAACAUCUUUCUCAUGAUUGAAUUACACAAUUCAUGAUAAAAGAAGAUAAAUGAACAAUUAUAAAAGUGGGAAAAGAAAAAAGAAGUAAAAGAGAUCUUGAGCAUUAAGACUUUGAACCAAAAGAUACCUUUGGCCCCAUAUAGUUCAUCUCUCCACAACUGAGAAUACAUAUAUCUCCGGUGACCCAUCUCUGUUUUCUUGCAGAGUUGCUAAAGAGUAAAGACUGAAAGAUGAACAGAACACUUAGAAAAUGGUCUGAAAGAAACGUUUGGGAAAUUCUCUUUUGGAAUUCAUAGCAAGUUAGCAGCGAAACUGCUUCUAAAAUUCAAGUCAAACAAUAGAAAAAAAUGGGGGAAAGACGCAGCUCCACCAUUGAUUGCCUAUUAAAAUUUCUUGCAAUUAAGUGAUUAAACCCUAACAUUUGCCAAUCCAUGAUCUAUCGAACUAUCGAAGCAAAAAAUUCUAAAGAGAAAAUCAUAACUUCUAUAGGUAAAUACCCGAUGAAAUUGAACGACGGAAUUCGAAGACUAACCGCCAAGGCUAACAAAAACGUUAAUUCUGCCACCACGAUUUCAGCACGCGGAAGAGAGCAGGUUGAUUCUUCCAAAGAGAGAGACUAUGGGAGAGGAGACUGUUUCGGUCGUCCGAGGCUGCAUAGAUAGAGGAGGGCCGCCGGGGGGGAGGGGGGGUGGGGGUGGACAUUUUCCGACCGUUAGGUUUGGUUUCUGAAGGGUCACGCAGAAAGGGGGUACUAGUGUACUACUACUAUUAGACCGUUUUGGUCAAAAUUUUAUGUUGACCCAGUUGGGUACAUCGC